AUGUACCACGGAGGCUUCCGUAGCGUGUCACUCGUCCUGGCUGCAACGUUCGGGUGUCGAGAGUCAGAUAUAGGCGUUACCUCGUCUGUUGGAUCUUCCUGGGCCCUACUGCUCCGUCACCAACUUUACCAACGACAGCUUUUGAGUUUUGACGAAACCUGUCUAUUGGUACGCUUGUUGAUCAAGGCAACGAUGGACCCGUUUCAACAACAGACGUUCUUUGCAGAGCCUCAUUGGCAAUACCCGAAUGCGGAUGCAACUUUCGUCCCUGUCGCCGAAGGCCAGGAAAUGACAUAUUUUCACCCACCGGGCCAUGCUGCGUACCCUAUUGAGCAAUCAGAUAGUACCGCACAGGUCCAGUAUAUGUCUGAACAACCAGCUCCUCGGGUCAACGAAGCGCAGAUAUUCCCUAUCCCUGGUGGUGUGCCAGCCACUACAUACCCCAUAGUGAGGGUGAGACGACCAGCUCGCCGUGAUCUGACCGAUACGGAUGAUGGCGAAAGAAGAGAGAAGAUCAGGCGAACCAGGACAGCCUGCGAGGAGUGUCGUAAGCGCAAGCAGAAAUGUGACGGUGGCGAGCCUUGUCACCCUUGCUCAGAGCAGAGUACUAAGUGUUGUUAUCGCGAUGUACCACCAACAAAAAAGGAUGACACCAUGGAUAGGAUGCUGCAACUAGCCGAGAACUACAACAAGACGUUAGCUUGCUUGACGAAGGAUUUGGACGUCAUGAGCGGCACAUUACGAAGUAUCGAGCAACGUCUUGAAAAGUCCUGGCGUGCCGAGUCCGGUGCCAGCGGCGGUAGCGUUGAAGGUGUUCGGCUAGGCUACCGGCAACAAGCACGUGUCUCUGCUGAGCAAAGCGGGCGCGAGCAAAUGUUCAAAGCCCGACCAUCGAGCACACGGCAACGUGACCACUGUUAG
This is a messenger RNA of Fulvia fulva, 921 nucleotides long. RefSeq lists its product as uncharacterized. The record is from RefSeq and is a predicted model, not a curated record. The transcript has 3 exons. NCBI's taxonomy places the organism in Eukaryota, Fungi, Ascomycota, Dothideomycetes, Mycosphaerellales, Mycosphaerellaceae. Gene Ontology annotation, molecular function: DNA-binding transcription factor activity, RNA polymerase II-specific; zinc ion binding. Gene Ontology annotation, biological process: regulation of DNA-templated transcription. Bases 1 to 921 code for a protein of 306 amino acids.